GAAUGGCUGGGUCUGAGGAGGUGAAUAAUUCAUAUUUUCUCCCUCUGCCAGUGUGUUUUAAUUGCUACAGUUUGCCGUUUGAAACAAGUAACUGUAAUGUGGUCAAUUACAAGGUGGACAAAGAGAAAAUAAUUGCAUGUGUUUGUAAUGCGAGCUGCAACGAGUAGACAUGAUGACGUCAUGGCUGUCUGGCUUGCCCGCGCUAGUGGGAGGUGUGCGAAGACUCGACCGAGGAAGAAAAAAAAAAACCUCCAACCAACAACGCGCUGAUGGUGCGGGGUCACGAACUAUGACCUUUAACUGCACGAAAACAAAACAAUUAUUUUAUAAAAUUGCCGAGAGCCCCAAUUCUCCGUUCGUCCACUCUUAGAGUCCUCACUAAUGACCUUACAUCAUCAUGACGGCCAGCCUGAAUCUGCUCUCUCAGCAGAAAACAGACUUUGAGCACAAGGCAGAGGUGUCAUUGUCCGCCACUGUCGGUGAUGAGUCAGUCACCUCAGCGCUUUCAGGUUGUUUCUCGUGAGGCUUCGGCAACGUCACAGCAGAUACAGAUUGUAACUGAGCAGAAGACGGGUCCGAAGAUUCAGAUUGUGACAGUCAUGAACCCUUCUAGCGCUCCCAAGCAGCGAUUCAUUUUGACCACAGCUGAUAGCUCCGGGGCAGGCAAGGUUAUUCUGACCUCUGCAGACAACCACAACACCAAGCAGCUCAUCUUUACUUCUGCAGACAGCCUGAUGCCCGGAAGGAUACAGAUUGUCACAGAUCCAUUGUCAGUGGAGCAGUUACUUGGGCAACCCGGUGAUUUGAGUCGGGCACAGACAGUGGAGUACUGCGUGGUGUGUGGAGACAAGGCUUCAGGCCGUCACUAUGGAGCCAUGAGUUGUGAGGGCUGCAAAGGUUUCUUCAAGCGGAGCGUGAGGAAAAACCUGACCUACAGCUGCCGCAGUAAGCAGGACUGCGUGAUCAACAAGCACCACCGCAACCGCUGCCAGUUCUGUCGGUUGAAGAAAUGCCUUGACAUGGGAAUGAAGACUGAGUCUGUUCAAAGUGAAAGGAAGCCUGUUGAGAUCGUGCCCAAAGAGAAGCAUGUCAACUGUGCUGCCUCCACCCAGAAGAUCUACAUCCGUAAGGAUAUUAACAGUCCGCUCAUCGCCACGCCAACGUUCAUCUCAGACACAGAGACAAAUGACUCCAGAUCAAGCAUGCCGGACCAGGGGAUGCUGGUUAACAUCCAGCAGCCUGUCAUGUCCAGUGACGGAACGCUGCUGUUGACGACUGACUCAAAGAUGGAGUCCAGCCAUGGCGACUUGGGGACGCUGGCGAAUGUGGUGACAUCACUGGCCAACCUGAGUGACUCAUUGAAGCAGAACUUGAAAAAUGGAGAUUCAUCAGAGCGCCAAUAUGUGGAGAAUAACACUACGGAAAUAACACGUGCCUUUGACACCCUGGCCAAAGUGCUCAAUCCACCCGAAGCGGUCGUGGCUGAUAAGUGUGUUAGCGGAACAGCCUUUCAACUCAUUGGCCGAGAUCAGGAAACAACAAUCAUUGAGGUUGAAGGGCCGCUGCUCACAGAUGGCCAUGUCGGCUUUAAGCUGACCAUGCCCAGUCCCAUGCCUGAGUACCUGAAUGUGCACUACAUCUGUGAAUCGGCCUCCAGGCUCCUCUUCCUCUCCAUGCACUGGGCACGAUCCAUCCCUGCCUUCUCAGCUCUCGGUCAGGAAGCAAACACCAGUUUGGUGCGAGCCUGCUGGAAUGAGCUGUUCACUCUGGGUCUUGCUCAGUGCGCUCACGUGAUGAACCUGGCCACCAUCCUGGCUGCCAUCAUCAACCACCUUCAGAGCAGCAUCCAGGAUGACAAGAUGUCAGGGGAGAGAGUGAAGCAGGUGAUGGACCACAUCUGGAAGUUCCAGGAGUUCUGCAACAGCAUGACCAGGUUGGAGACCGAUAGCUAUGAGUACGCCUACCUGAAGGCCAUCGUGUUGUUCAGUCCAGAUCACCCAGGUAUGGACUGCAGUAGGCAAGUGGAAAGGUUUCAAGAGAAAGCCAUGAUGGAGCUGCAGGACUAUGUACAGAAGACAUAUCCAGAGGACACAUACAGGUUGACUCGUAUCCUGACUCGUCUGCCAGCACUGCGCCUCAUGAACUCCAACAUCACAGAGGAGCUCUUCUUCACUGGCUUGAUCGGGAACGUUUCCAUUGACAGCAUCAUUCCCUACAUCCUCAAGAUGGAGACGACCGAGUACAGCAGCCAGGACGCUGACCCCACAGACUGACAACCUCAAGAAAUGGCCACUUCAGGUACUCUGGUGUCCCUCCAGGGUUGUUUGUUGAAGCCCUGAUGGGGUGUCCUGCAGUGGCCUCGUUUUCUGUAGUCACGAUUUACAAGUCCCUCUGGGUUUAUAGACAUAGCUAAUAGAAAAGCUAAUGCCAUGUCAACCUAAAUUGGUCUUAUUGGAUUAUUCUUUCACUAUAAUGACAUGCAUGCCUCAUUGAAAAUGAGGUUCAUGAAAUAUGAUAUUUAAAUUUCCCCCCAUCCCUGCAUUUGAAAUGUACUUUAUUAUUUGUGUAGUACAUACUGGUAUGCAAUACCUGGUACUGUGCAGUUUUUUUUUGUGGCGUUAUGUAAUAAGGAAUAGAAAUAUGCAUUGCAAUGCCUUUUACUCGUGUGUUUUAUGUUGAAUACAUGGAACUAACAACUGGAAAGAGAACAUCCAUCAGGUACUCGAAUCUACUCAAUGUAACAGCAGCAGACCUCAGUCUAAGUGUAAGUAAAGUGCUUUAAUGGCUCAUUUAUGUGAUUAGUUCAUGUAUUUAUUCCAUAUUGUACUUCUAGCUUUCUCUCACACAAUAAGCCAAAUGAGCAGAUUAGAUUGUCUUUAUGUAUUUUUUUUUAUUUCUAUAAGAAAGUUAAGAUGUUUUUUGUUGUUUUUAUGUUUAUGUACACUUUUUAUUUGUGGCCUACCUUGAAUAUUUUGAUGAUAUCCUGUGCAAUCACCUCAUCACUUUUCCCUUUAUGACAAUCAUUUGUUUACUCCCGAGCUCAUCAGUGUCGCUCUCUUUUUUUAUUUAUCAAAAACAUAUUGUUUUUUUUAACAAGUAUUACAUACAUAUUUUGGUGUUUGUAUUUGUACUGUGCUCAGUACACGUCAGUCAACUUGAGUGGUGUUCACUCGCAUCCAUUCGGACUAAAUUGAACCUUUGUGUUUUUUUUAAUGUUUUCUGAAACAACUUUGCUUGUUGCAUACUAAGUGUACUUAAAACAAUUUUGGGCGGGUAUCCCUAAUUUUAAGAGUAAAAGAAAAAAGGAAAUAUUUCCUAGGAAACAAGACUGUAUUGCAUUGUCCUGAGGACUUUAUAUGCAGCAGCUUCAAGCUUGUAUAACGAUUGAUAGAAAAUGUAUCCAUGAAUGAGAAUGGGAAUCCAAAUAAGUGAAAUGAGUUUGUAAUGUGGAAUAUGUUCAUUGUAAUUUGGGUUGAACCCCAUUUCAACAGUUUGUAAAGUUGUAUGUGGAAAUUUAACUUUUACAUGUAAUUUCAUUAAGAUGAGUGCAUGUUUGUUUUUAAGCAAUUUUAUAAUGUUCUUGCAGUCUGCCCUAUUAAUCAACAUUUUUAUAGUGCAUUGCCGUGCAUGAAGAAGUGGCUAAUUGCAUUUUAUUAAAUGCUGUAUGGAAAAACGUUGGAUUAAAUGUUGUGACUUUAACAUAUUACAAUGAACACCUCCACUUUUGAACAUAUUUGAGAUUUUUUUUUUCAUCUUUGCGGUUUGACUAUUCCAGGGUUAACCGUUUCUACAGUGUAUGUUCUGAUUUUUUUUUUUUGCUCACGUGUUAGUUCAAAAUGAGUCAUUUUUUGACCAAGAUUAAUUGCAACUUUACAUGUCUACCUCACAGACGAAAAAUGUAUUAACUGAACUCCUGUAUUAACAUUCCGGUCUCUGAGGCUGGCUUCGUCAAAGCCACACAUAUGAAAGAAAAU
Doryrhamphus excisus (bluestripe pipefish) is the source of this 3974-nucleotide messenger RNA. It is a transcript of the gene nr2c2, whose product is annotated as nuclear receptor subfamily 2, group C, member 2. Gene Ontology annotation, molecular function: sequence-specific DNA binding; DNA-binding transcription factor activity; zinc ion binding. The record is from RefSeq and is a predicted model, not a curated record. Lineage: Eukaryota; Metazoa; Chordata; Actinopteri; Syngnathiformes; Syngnathidae. Gene Ontology annotation, biological process: regulation of DNA-templated transcription.